AUGGAUGAUACAAGUUCUAUGAUAAAGCACCAGAAAUCGUGCCAAACAUCUAACAAAAAUAAUCAAACUGAAUAUUUUACCAUUAAAACAUAUUUUCGUCCUAAAAUAUCUUCAUCCAUACCACGAACAAUAAAACAAAAAAUUACAAAUGCAGCUGUUGAAUUAGUUUCUUUGAAUAACCGUGCAUUUGAACUCAUUUCUGGAGAUGGAUUCAUCAAUUUUGCACAAACUGUACUUGAUGUUGGACAAAAUUUAUCUAAUAAACAAAAUCUUAAUAUUGUGGAUUUACUUCCGCAUCCAACAACUGUAAGUGUUGGUUUUUGUGGCAUUGGACUUUUCCAUUUGAAUGACAACUUACAAUUAUAUGUUUUUAUAUUGGGGUGUUAUUUUUAUGAUCGAGACAAUCAAUCUUCAAAUCAAAUUCAACAAUUCGUUGAUUCUAAAUUAAUGGAAUAUCAUUUGACAUUAGAUGAUAGUAAAUUUGUAGUUUGUGACAAUGAAAACAAGAUGAAAUCUAGCUUCAAAGAUUUAUGUACAAGAGUUGGUUGUUCCAUACAUUAUCUGAAUAAACAACUACAACAUUGUUUUACUACUGAUAUAAUAGAUAAGAUGCCUGUUGAUUGUGAUAUUGUCCAACGAAUGUUCAAUAGUAUUCGACAAAUUGUAUCUCACAUGCGACGAUCGCACAAACAGUCCAAAUUAUCUCGAAAACUUCAAUCAUACUCUGAUAGUCGAUUUAAUAGUGCUUUAUAUACUAUGGAUGUUUUUUUAAUUGUAUUUGAUGAAUUAGCUAGUGUAUUAGAACGAACUUAUAUGAACGAUUAUAUUUUGAUUGAUAAGGGUUUACUUGCAUCUGUGUGUUUAUUUUUAAAACCAUUCGAACAAGCAAUCGAACAGUUUAGUUGUGAUACAAAACCAACAGUUUAUAAAGUAUUACCAUUAAGACAAUAUUAA
Rotaria sordida is the source of this 954-nucleotide messenger RNA. The record is from the annotation of a GenBank genome assembly. NCBI's taxonomy places the organism in Eukaryota, Metazoa, Rotifera, Eurotatoria, Philodinida, Philodinidae.